AUGUUAGGAGUUGGUCUGGCUUGGUUGCUGGGUUGGAGUAGUGAUAUAACUAGUGGUCAAAUGACUGGUGCUGAUGAUGAUAAUAACACUAAGAUAAACUGGAAAGACCAUUGUGUUAAAUCUGAUAAUGGUUGGCAGAUAACUGGUGUGGCAAUUGACUAUGAUGCUAAUCCAGAGUGUUCAGAGAUGAAAUUUAAGGAGGGGGAUGUACUUGAGGUGGAAGAACCAUCAGAUUAUUAUGUAACUAAGUGGAAGGUAUUGUUAAAACUUGGGUUGUUAAGUGAUUAUGAUACAAAGCGUAUUGCUACAAUGAUGAACAACUGCCGCCGAAUUCAUAGUCUGGAUGCUAAGACUUGUCCUAAUGAUCUUGAGAAAGACUCUCUAUUGUAUGCAAUAGAGAGUGCCAUAUAUGACAUUGAAAAGGGACAGACCGCGUGUCAAGGCUAUAUUGAAAUGCUUGAAAAGCUAACAAAGAGUGCUGCAGGAAAGGACGCUCUCCCUUCACUUGGAUCAUUGGACUCGAGUAAGUAUGAAGGCCUUCACAAGGAAGUUAGAGAUCUUAUACAGACUUAUAGUCCUUUCUAUAUUUUCUACCUUCCCGUCGUGAUACUUGGUUUGGCUAAUGAUAGUAACAAACACACGUUUGAAGCUUGGAAGACGCUUAUCAACAACUCAACUGUAUCCAACAUAGACCUUUGUGGUCAGAAACAGCUCAGACACGUCUUGUACGAUACACUACGUAUGCAGGUGAUGCUCUCUAACCUUUCAAACCUUUCUAAUACACCUCUAAGUGCUUAUCCUAAUAUCACAAUCAGCAAUGACGACCAGAAGCACAUAGACGACAUUUUGAACCUAAACAUUGCUGAUCUGAUAAAAAACAUGCCAGCAGAUGAAGCUGCCGAGAAGGUGCGAGAAAAACUAUCGCAUAGUAUUGGGUUACAAGUGAAGUAUGAUUCGUUUUUUAAGCAACCUGAUUAUAUAAAGCGAUUGACUGGUGAAUUUGAAAGGGCAUACGGCAAUAAUAUGGACCAAGUUCCAAUUGAAACUAUCAAGCAACAUAUCAAUGAUUUGAAGGAAGUUUCAAAAUGGUUUAAGCCUCUACUAGAUAAGACCAAAAAACUACAAGCUCAGUUUAAUGCGCAGUUAACAAAUACCACAACUGCCUCUAGUAUUCAUGAGUGUGUAGAAUACCUAACCACUAAUGCUACUAUUGUUACUGACGAUACUACUACUACUGAUACUGAUACUCUUGCUGAUGAUACCCACACUACUAGUCCUACCACACCGCAUAAUACCAUGUCAUCGUCUGCAUCCUCUCUCAAGUCCAGUUGGAUGCCCAAUUCUCCUAUUCUUCACAUACUUAUAAGCAGUCUGUUCUGGGCCCGUCUCGCCCAUUUACUCGAACUGUCUCACUGA
Messenger RNA from Nematocida homosporus, 1416 nucleotides. RefSeq lists its product as uncharacterized. The transcript has a single exon. The record is from RefSeq and is a predicted model, not a curated record. The coding region runs from base 1 to 1416 and encodes 471 amino acids. NCBI's taxonomy places the organism in Eukaryota, Fungi, Microsporidia.